AUGAAAUUUUUUUUAUUUAUUACAUUCUUUAUAUUUAUAGUAAAAUCGUUAUCUAUAAAUAAUCAAGAAAAUGAUAAUUUUGAAAGUUUAGUUGAUAAUACUAAAGUUAUUGUAAAAAGAGUGCCAGGAAACAUAUUAAAUGAUAGUUCAGAAAAAUUUUAUAACAUAAUAAGUAGAAAAAAAAGAUAUGUAAAUGUUUAUAGAGUUCGUCCAUGGACAAAAUUAAUACCAUAUUAUGUAGAUAAAGGUGUUGAUAGAGGAUUAGUAUUUAACAUAUUAAAAAAUAUUGAAUUGGAAACAUGUUUGCGAUUCAAAUCUGUUGACAAAAAGUCUAGAAGAAAUGUACCACUUAUUUAUAAAUUUAUUAAAACAUGUAGUUAUCCAAAAUCAAAUAGAUUUAUACAUAAUUAUGUUGAUCCAAAAUGUCAAACAGUUGGAUAUUCUUAUAGAGAAACAUUACAUAUGUUAGGAUUAGUUUAUGAACAUCAAAGAAGACAUAGAGAUAAAUAUGUAUUUAUCAAUUACAAAGUCAUCGAUAGAAAAUCAAAAAAAUAUUUUGAUAGAGUGGUUGUUAGCGCAAUGGAUAGAGAUGAAUAUGGUUAUGAUUAUGGUUCAGUUAUGCAUCCUGAUGAACAUUUUCUUGCAACAAAAAAUGUAAUAACUUUAUUACCAGCUAAUUUUUUGUUUAGAAGAACAAUAGGACAGGAUGUUUAUCCUUCAUUUCUUGAUUUUAAAAAAAUAAAUAAAUAUUAUUGCAGUAAAGAAUGUAAACAAAAGAUAAAAUGCCAAUUUGGAGGAUAUCAACAUCCUGAAGUGUGCGUUAUAUGUAAAUGUGUAUUUGGCCAUGUUGGACCAUUUUGUGAAAGAUUUAAUAAACCAUCACGAAGAUGUCCUACUCCUAUAAUUGCUGCAACUGGAACUAGAAAAAUUUUACAUGCCAUGGGAUAUAAAGAUUGUGCUUAUCUUCUUAAAGCUAGUACAGGAAAACGUAUUGGUCUUCAAGUUCAUAGUGGACGUAUAUUUCCAUUAUCACAACCUUUUUGCUCUCCUGACAAUACCUUAGAAAUUAAACAUUUAGCUGAUAAACUUCCUACAGGUGUACGAUUUUGUGGAGAAUUAGCUAAAACUAAUAUGAUUUCACAAACUAAUAUAGUAUACAUUUAUUAUAAGAGUAGAAACGCUAACAGCAAAUUUGUUUUAACAUUCAAAGAGUUUUAA
This is a messenger RNA of Strongyloides ratti, 1218 nucleotides long. RefSeq names its product Astacin-like metalloendopeptidase. Gene Ontology annotation, molecular function: zinc ion binding; metalloendopeptidase activity. Bases 1 to 1218 code for a protein of 405 amino acids. Gene Ontology annotation, biological process: proteolysis. Lineage: Eukaryota; Metazoa; Nematoda; Chromadorea; Rhabditida; Strongyloididae. The record is from RefSeq and is a predicted model, not a curated record. The transcript has 2 exons.